Molecule: messenger RNA, 3171 nt
Organism: Anopheles bellator
Lineage: Eukaryota; Metazoa; Arthropoda; Insecta; Diptera; Culicidae
Exons: 10
Coding region: 1-3171 (1056 amino acids)
Biological process (GO): cell-cell adhesion
Cellular component (GO): cell-cell junction
Molecular function (GO): cell adhesion molecule binding
Source: RefSeq, a predicted model, not a curated record
AUGACCGUGUACGGCGAAACGGGUUCGUUUAUAAGCAUCGGCCCACUGCCAGUGGUGUGCGGAAGCACCAACGAAGAAGUCCCGCGCAACGUUCCCGAUAGUAGCAGCAGUAGCCUAGACAGCCUAUACCACCGAAUAUUAGAUAACAAUGAGUUCGAGAAGCUACACUCGAAAGCUCGCGUGGAACACCCUGUAUUACCUCCAUCGAAGGUCGCUUCGAGCAUAGAUAACCGUUUGAAGCCGCUCGAUGCGGUAACGCAAACCGUUCCGAUCGAAGAAAACUAUAAUGACCGCACCGAGCUGGGUCAGGGCCCGUCAAGCGUGCUGCAUACCUUUCAGGCGCAGCGCACCUUCCAGGCGAAGUUAGUUAAUCAAUUUAGUGACAAGUACGUCGCAUCCGACGAGCGUCACCGGCGGUCAGCGUCCAGCGCAUUAGAAGUGGCCCCGCCACGGGAAGCUCCCUCCGGUGGGUCCUUCGUGGAAGAAUCCACCUCACGCCCGCUGGCACCGGUACAAAUGGUGGCAGACAGUUCCGUACAUCCGCAGGACGCGCCAGAAGGCACAGAAAGUCAAGUGCACGACACGGGGUCGAGUGCAUACCGCACCGAGCACACGGACCCCCGAUUGGCCGGGGGAGAAAGUUUAAGAGCACGUAAUUUAGACCAACCACCGGCAUCCGAAGGUAGUGGAGUGGCCACCGGUUCACUCGAACACUCAAAGUCAGAUCAACCGAAGGCUCCCGGGGCUGGACCAGGGGAUACCCCGACCGGUUCCAACUCAUUAGCCCGUGUCUCAUCACCGGAGCGCACUCCAGGAGGAAGAACAAUUACAUCGUCCCACGGCAAGACGGCUCCACACGACGCGGAGCACCUACCGGCGGGCGAAAGUUUCAUGCUGCUCGACGACAGUGUCUACAUUACACCGGGCCACCGGCCGGCACGGGUGGACCACGCCGCGGGCACCGGGAUCUUCGGGACACGCACGAACUUCGGCGAACAAAUCAUCUUCCUCAAUGGGCCGGAUCUGCUCGAAUCGAGCGUCGAGCUGGUCGAACCGGUGGCCUCGCGGGCGCAAAUGGGAAAACUUCCACGCCAAGUUCGCACCCCGUUCGGCCGAGCGGAAGGACGCGAGUACGAAGAACCGCUGGCCCUGCCGCUGCGACCCAUCAUCCGCGAUCCGGCCGACGACCAGCUGGCCGAGGCCAACGUCGUGGUGGUGUACGCGGACCAGCGCGAAACGGUGCGGCUGAACUGCGAGGUCGACGCCGACAUCACGACGAGCGUGUGGCUCAAGGACGGCCAGAUAGUGCACGCGAUGGACAAAAAGUCACGAACCACCGAUAUCCGGUUUGUGCGCGAACCGUUCGGGGCGCUCACCAUCGCCAACGUGAUGCUGGAGGACGACGGAAUGUGGCAGUGCGAGGCGGAGAAUGCCCGCGGCUUCUUCUUCAACGGCCGCCCGAUCAAGCUCAUCGUGCUCGAUCCUCCGAAGGCGCCGUAUCUGCUGAUCGAUUCGCGGCGUCUAGAUGCCAGCAAUAUGUUCAUCCCGGCGAAGGAGAACGCCGAGCUGACGCUGGCGUGCGUCAGCGAGGGGGGCAACCCGAAACCGUUGCUCAGCUGGGAGGUGCUCCUGAGCCCCGGACUCGACCGCCACGCACAGAAACUAUCGACCGAUGUGCUGGAGCUGCAGGAGAUAAAGAAGGAGCAGGACCGGGAACCGUACAAGAUCAACAGCGGGGCCGUUUCGGAAGCGAAGCUGGCGGCCGUCUUCCGGGUGCACCACAACGCGCGGAUCCUCUGCAUCAUGGAGCACCCGACGCUGAAGGUGCGCCAGAACGCAUCCAUCCUGCUCGACGUGCAAUAUACACCAUCGUUCGCCAUCACCCGGACGCCGGGCUUCGGGUAUCCGCUGCGCGAGGGCAUCGCGGUGUCGCUGAAGUGCGACGUCGACUCAAACCCACCCAGCACGGCGGUGUGGCAGAAGGACGACGGUGAGACACCGGUACCGCAAAUCGGCGACGGGUUCCUCAACUUCAGCUCGAUCCGACGGGAGCACUCCGGAUGGUACAAGUGCACCUCGCGGCAUCUCAACUUCCAGUACUCGAGCAUCGGGUACUACCUGAGCGUACGCUACGAACCGGUCGACGUAACUUCCGAGCCAGUCGAACAGGACCUCUCCCUGUCGGCCUUUUCACCCGCCUCCUCCUCCUCAUCCGCCGAUCCAUCCUCUACCGGCUCGGCGAUCGGUGGAAGCUCCUUCAACGACGGCCAAAUGGAGGUCGAACUCGGUGGCUCCGUUACACUGCAGUGCCCUCAAGGAUCGCUCGGAUGCUGGUCCCACCUCGAUUCGGCCUCGGUCCGGCUGAAGGGACUCUCCGGCCACAGCUACGGGCAGCUCUCGCUGAAGGACGUCGUCUACCAGGACGCCGGAACGUACAAGUGCGUCGGCCAGAGCCAGCCCGGAAACCACAGAACGAAACCGGAAGUGCCUCGGACUGUUUCGCUUGCGGUCAAAGCCACUCCGAAAGUAUCGGCAAGGAACUCCACGCCGACCGCCGGUCCGGGGGCCUCACUACAUCUGGCGGUCGAGUUCUGUGCUAAUCCGCCCGCUUAUGCUGCCCGGUGGCUGCACGGGGAUCAAGUGUACACACCCGGGAAUCACUACGGAAGCGAGGUCCUGGCGUACGGCCUAACGGACUUGCCGACGCCGCACUGCAAGGAGACACGUCUGACCUACGUGCACAUGAACGAGCGGGUCGCCAGGACCUUCUACUUCCUCGUGUCGUCACCGGGCGGUGUGGCCGAGGCCGUCUUUCGGGUGAACUUUACGCAAGCGAAAAAGCACAAACCGGCGAACGCGCGGGGACCGUCCGGCGGUACGGGUUCAUCGUUCGCUUCGCACCCACCGUUCACUUCCGGCACGGGGAAGUCGGGUGGAGCCAACCUCAAGCCGCACGGCACACACCCGCUCAACACCCUGCACGGCAACAAACUGGACGACGGGCAGGAGGUGAUGACGGAACCGGAAGAGAUACAUUUUCCCAUCAACAGUGGCAGUGGCGCCGCCGGAGGUGCACUUCCGGUGCACGGCCCCAUCACGCUCCUCUCGGGCUGCAUCGCACUCGCGUCCUCUUGCUGCGAUAGUUUGCUUCGGUUUCGGUUUCGGUUUUGA